This is a messenger RNA of Carlito syrichta (Philippine tarsier), 3722 nucleotides long. RefSeq names its product timeless circadian clock (gene TIMELESS). Gene Ontology annotation, molecular function: DNA binding. The record is from RefSeq and is a predicted model, not a curated record. Gene Ontology annotation, biological process: DNA repair; replication fork arrest; DNA replication checkpoint signaling. Lineage: Eukaryota; Metazoa; Chordata; Mammalia; Primates; Tarsiidae. Gene Ontology annotation, cellular component: replication fork protection complex. Bases 61 to 3684 code for a protein of 1207 amino acids. The transcript is spliced from 28 exons.
CUCGUCCUUUCUGUCUCCUCUUUCUCUGCCUUCCCUCUCUACUGGCUGGUCUACUGGUGUAUGGACUUUUCCAUGAUGAAUUGUGAACUUCUAGCCACAUGCAGUGCCCUUGGGUACUUGGAGGGAGACACUUACCACAAGGAGCCAGAUUGCUUAGAGAGUGUGAAGGAUUUGAUCCGCUACUUGAGGCAUGAGGAUGAGACACGAGAUGUGCGACAACAGCUGGGAGCAGCCCAGAUCCUGCAGAGUGACCUUCUUCCCAUCCUUACCCAGCACCGCCUGGACAAGCCUCUGUUUGAUGCGGUUAUCAGACUGAUGGUGAACUUGACACAACCAGCCUUGCUCUGUUUCGGCAGUGUACCUAAGGAGCCCAGCUUCCGGCACCAUUUUAUGCAGGUGCUAACAUAUCUUCAGGCCUACAAGGAGGCCUUUGCCAGCGAGAAGGCUUUUGGAGUCCUCAGUGAAACCUUAUAUGAGCUACUGCAGCUGGGCUGGGAGGAACGACAGGAGGAAGACAACUUGCUGAUUGAGCGGAUCCUAUUGCUGGUCAGAAAUAUUCUCCAUGUACCAUCUGACCUUGAUCAGGAGAAGAAGAUUGAUGAUGACGCCAGUGUCCAUGACCUGCUUCUCUGGGCGAUUCACCUCAGUGGCUUGGACGACCUGCUCCUCUUCUUGACCAGCUCACCUGCUGAGCAGCAGUGGAGCCUACACGUGCUAGAGAUCAUCUCCCUUAUGUUUCGUGACCAGAAUCCUGAGCAGCUUGCAGGACUAGGGCAGGGGCGCUUAGCUCAGGAGCAGAGCACAGAUGUCACAGAACUGGAGGUGUUGCGCCAGCGAGAGAUGGCAGAAAAGAAAACUCGAGCCCUCCAGCGCAGCAACAGACAUUCUCGAUUUGGGGGCUCCUACAUUGUCCAGGGGUUGAAAUCCAUUGGGGAAAGGGAUGUCAUCUUUCACAAAGGCCUUCAUAAUCUUCGAAACUACAGUUCAGAUCUGGGAAAGCAGCCCCGCAGGGUGCCUAAACGUCGCCAGGCUGCCCGGGAGUUGUCCAUUCAGCGCCGCUCUGCCCUCAAUGUGAGACUCUUUCUCAGAGACUUCUGCUCUGAGUUCCUAGAGAACUGUUACAACCGACUCAUGGGAUCAGUAAAGGAUCACCUGCUGCGGGAGAAAGCUCAGCAGCAUGAUGAGACCUAUUAUAUGUGGGCCUUGACUUUCUUCAUGGCCUUCAACCGAGCUGCUUCCUUCCAGCCUGGCCUGGUUUCUGAGACCCUCAGUGUCCGUACCUUUCACUUCAUUGAGCAGAACCUCACUAACUACUAUGAGAUGAUGCUAACUGACCGCAAGGAAGCUGCCUCUUGGGCACGCCGGAUGCACCUGGCUCUGAAGGCCUAUCAGGAACUGUUGGCCACAGUGAAUGAAAUGGACAUUUCUCCGGAUGAGGCUGUGAGGGAGAGCAGCCGCAUCAUCAAGAACAACAUUUUCUAUGUGAUGGAGUAUCGAGAACUAUUCCUGACCCUGUUUCGAAAGUUUGAUGAGAGAUGCCAGCCCCACUCUUUUCUUCGUGACCUGGUGGAAACCACCCACCUCUUCCUCAGAAUGUUGGAGCGGUUCUGUCGGAAACGUGGAAACCUGGUGGUGCAGAACAAACGAAAGAAGAGAAAGAAGAAGAAGAAAAUUCUAGACCAGGCCACUGCUUCUGGUAAUGUCCCAUAUAGCCCAGAGGAAGCCGAGGCUGUGUGGCCAGCCCUUGUUGAGCAACUACAGUGCUGUGCCCAGAAUCCUGAGCUCAGUGUAGACUCCAUGGUUCCCUUUGACGCGGCCUCAGAAGUGCCAGUGGAAGAGCAGCGGGCAGAAGCCAUGGUGCGGAUCCAAGACUGUCUCCUGGCUGGCCAGGCCCCACAAGCCCUGACCCUUCUGAGAUCAGCCCGGGAGGUAUGGCCAGAAGGAGAUGUGUUUGGCCCUCAAGACAUUUCCCCAGAGGAAGAGGUCCAGUUGCUGAAACAGAUCCUCUCUGCUCCGCUUCCCCGGCAGCAGGGGCCAGAGGAACGAGGGGCAGAGGAAGAAGAGGAAGAAGAGGAGGAGGAAGAGGAGGAGUUGCAAGUGGUCCAGGUGUCGGAGAAAGAAUUUAAUUUUCUGGACUACCUGAAACGCUUUGCAUGUUCAACUGUUGUCCGAGCCUACGUGCUGCUGCUGCGGAACUACCAACAGAAUAGUGCUCACACCAACCACUGUGUUGUCAAGAUGCUGCACCGACUGGCCCACGACCUCAAAAUGGAAGCUCUGCUUUUUCAGCUCUCAGUCUUCUGUCUCUUCAAUCGUCUGCUGAGUGACCCAGCUGCUGGAGCCUACAAAGAGCUUGUGACUUUUGCCAAAUACAUCCUUGGCAAGUUCUUUGCACUGGCUGCAGUCAACCAAAAAGCCUUUGUGGAGCUGCUGUUCUGGAAGAACACAGCUGUGGUUCAAGAGAUGACCGAGGGCUAUGGUUCCCUGGAUGGCCGAUCUUCUGGUCGCAGAGCCCCGACGUGGAGCCCAGAGGAGGAGGCUCAUCUGCGGGAACUGUACCUUGUCCAUAAGGAUGUGGAAGGUCAAGAUGUGGUGGAAGCCAUAUUGGCACAGCUGAAUACUGUUCCUCGAACACGCAAGCAGAUCAUCCACCAUCUGGUACGACUGGGAUUGGCUGACAGCGUUAAGGACUUCCAAAGGAAAGGAACCAAUGUUGUCCUGUGGACAGAGGACCAAGAGCUGGAGCUGCAACGACUUUUUGAGGAGUUCCAGGACUCAGAUGAAGUCCUGAGUCAUAUCAUGAAGAAUAUCACAGCCAAACGCUCACGGGCCCGAAUAGUGGAUAAACUGUUGGCUAUGGGUUUGGUGGCUGAGCGACGGGAGCUGUACAAGAAACGGCGCAAGAAGUUGGCACCCUCCAGCUUGCCCAAUGGAGAGGAGCCCCUGAAAGGUUUUGGCCAGGAAGACCUAGAAGAAGAGGAAGAGAGUGAAGAGGGAGAGGAAAUAGGGGAGGACUCGGAAACAGAGCAAGCCCAGGGUAGCUCAGUGCUUUCAACUGAAAACCUUGGUCAAAGCCUGCAUCAGGAAGGCUUUUCUACUCCCCUUCUGUGGCUCCAGAACUGCCUGAUCCGAGUAGCAAAUGAUCGGGAAGAGGACGGCUGCUCCCAGGCAGUUCCGUUAGUGCCGCUGUCAGAGGAAAAUGAGGAAGCGAUGGAAAAUGAACAGUUUCAGCAGCUGUUGCAUAAACUUGGGGUUCGGCCCCCAGCCUCCGGACAGGAAACCUUCUGGCGAAUUCCAGCCAAGCUGAGUCCCACCCAGCUCCGGAGGGUAGCAGCUUCUCUGAGUCAGCCAAACGAGGAGGAAAAACUACAGCUAGAACUUGAAGCUAAAGUCCCUGGAGAGCAAAGCCCGGAUGAGGAGCACUGGAAAGAACAUCGAGCACAAGCUUUGAGGGCUCUCUUGUUAGCCCGUAAAAAGAAAGCAGGCUUGGCAUCCCCAGAGGAGGAAGAAGAGACUGUGAGUGGGAAAGAGCCCCUGAAGGUAGCACCCAGGAAGCGACAGCUGCUGGACAGUGAUGAGGAGCAGGAGGAAGAUGACGGCAGGAGCAGAGCACCAGAGUUGGGAGCUCCUGGAAUCCAAAAGAAAAAACGGUUUCAGAUUGAGGACGACGAUGAAAAUGACUGAAGAGCCAGAAGCGGUAGAGAUAGAGCCGCGUGUAGAUG